GUGAGUCAGUUGUUUGGCAUGUGGAAAAUAAAGAUGUAAUGUUCAAAUGCUUUGCUAACACUAAUUGGCAUGAGCAAGAAACAUGCUAUUAAAAAUUGAAGGCUCUGAAAAAAGGAAUGCAAAAUGCAUCAGAGAAAAAUUCUCAAUGUUCUGAUGGAUUCAUUAGUCCAGAUGGUCAAGCUGCUCUUGGGAUUGGCGCUAGUAAAGAGAGAGCUAAGAAGAGAAAGCUUGUGCAAAAAAAUGACAUUCAGAAGAAACGCAUGACUGACAAUGGAAAGCAAAUUAUUGCUACUUCUAAGAGCAGGAAUGAUGAUGGCAAACAAAUUAUUGCUGCUUCUAAGAGCAGGAAUGAUGAUGGCAAGCAAAUUAUUGCUACUUUUAAGAGACAUGGAUCGAAGAAGAAAGCUGCAAUACCUGAAAUAGGUAAUUCACAAUUAAGAAAGAGAACAAUUGUAAACAAGGGUUCACGGUCUGCCAUGGAAGAAAAUGGAGCAAAAGAAAUGGUCCAAAUAAACAAAAGAAGCUUUCUGGAGAGUUGAAAAGCCCACCAGUAAAGCCAAAGAAAAGAGACCGUCAUGUGAAUGAUACACCAGUGUGCAUAAGCGGCAUCGCCAGAGUGAAUUUCAGCAGGUAA
Molecule: messenger RNA, 634 nt
Organism: Eucalyptus grandis
Lineage: Eukaryota; Viridiplantae; Streptophyta; Magnoliopsida; Myrtales; Myrtaceae
Exons: 2
Coding region: 117-539 (140 amino acids)
Source: RefSeq, a predicted model, not a curated record